Molecule: messenger RNA, 418 nt
Organism: Pocillopora verrucosa
Lineage: Eukaryota; Metazoa; Cnidaria; Anthozoa; Scleractinia; Pocilloporidae
Source: RefSeq, a predicted model, not a curated record
UACCAGAACUUUUCAUUCACUGAAGCUUGUGUCAGCGAGAUGAAGACUACAGCACUUUGUGUUUUUGCUCUGUUCCUUUCUUCGAUGUUAGUUGAGGGAAGGACUCUGAAAAAGUUUAGAGAUAAAGGAGAGGCUGGAAAUUUAGAAAUGAUGAAGAUGAACAUCCGUAGACGCUUGGAGGAGGCGAAACGUGAGCAACAGUUCCGGAGAGAAAUUUGCUUAAAAGCUCGCGAGCUGAGAUGUGGAAUGGAACAAAAGAAAUAGGUUCACUGCAGUGAAGACUACACAGCUAACUUGAAGUUAAAACAUAAUUUCAUUCCUAAAUAACGAAAUUGAGAUGUAGAUGUUUUAGCCGCUAUCAUCAAUAUUAUAUUCUGUGAAAAUCUAUAAAUUGUUUGAAUUCAAUAAAGGCUGUGGU